CUCAAAAAAAAAAAAAAAAAAGUUUCUCAGUGCCUUACGUAAAUUCUCCUCAAAGCAAUCAACCAUACUCUUUGCCAGAGGCCAAAAGCUCUCUCAUUUCAUCUCUCACUCACUCACAAUCACACACACUACUCAUACCUCUCCUUCUUCAACAACCUCUCCAAAUUCUCUCUCUUUCUCUCUCUCUCUCACACACACACACAAACAUGUCUGUGACUAAUAACAGAGCUUUUUCUUUCUCUUCUCUCUGCGUUUUCCUUAUCACAAUCUCAUCAACUCUCACAACCCCAUCAAACUCCGCCACAGAGUCCUUCGUCUUCGGCGGUUGUUCUCAGCUGAAGUACACACCAGGCUCACCUUAUGAAAACAACGUCAACUCGCUACUCACCUCCCUGGUCAACUCAGCCAUGUACAACACCUACAACAACUACACCACCUCCACCCCAAACUCCAACACACAAGACACCCUCUACGGCCUCUUCCAAUGCCGCGGCGACCUCCAAAACAACGAGUGCUCUCACUGCAUAUCUAUCGCAGUGGGCCAAAUCGGCACCCUCUGUGUCGACUCGCUCGGCGGCGCGUUGCAACUCGAAGGUUGUCUGGUAAAAUACGACAACACGAACUUCAUAGGUGUGGAAGACAAGACUGAGGUUGUCAAGAAAUGUGGACCGUCGUUUGGGUACGACUCUGAUGCGUUGACUCGGAGAGAUGCUGUGCUGGCGUAUCUAGGGACCGGUGACGGUGGGGCCUACAAGAGUUACAGGACUAGUACCUCUGGGGCUGUACAGGGUGUGGCGCAGUGUGUUGGGGAUUUGAGUCCGAGCGAGUGUCAGGAUUGUCUUUCGGACGCGAUCGGACGGCUGAGGACAGAGUGUGGGGCCACCGCGUGGGGCGAUGUGUACUUGGCCAAGUGUUACGUGCGCUACAUGACAGGUGGCGUUCGCUCGCGCGCCACCGGAGGACAGGAUGAUACUAAUAGCAAUGAUGAUGAGAUUGAGAAGACUCUUGCAAUAAUAAUUGGACUCAUAGCAGCGGUCGCAUUGAUCAUAGUAUUCAUUUCCUUCUUAAACAAACUGUGCGACGAUGGAAAAGGUCGUAAAUAAUUUACAAUUUGGGAAUAAUUCUGAAUUGCUACUAUCACCACCAUCCUUUGUUUCCUCCGGUAAAUAAUUUGGCUUUCGGUGGCUCUUUUAGAGUCUUUUACCUAUUUCAAUUUUAUUUUAGUCAUGGUCCCUACCUUUUUGAAGUUUCUCUGGUAUUUCCACUGAAGAUUAAAAGAAUACUCGAGAGGGUAGAUAGAAAGAUGUGUAUGAGAAAAGGUACCUUGAAAUAAGUGAAAAAGAAAAGUUGCAAUAAGAAGAAAAAGCUCAAAGAUUCGACACUCCCCACCACCACUUAUUGUUAGUCUUAUAGCCGCGUUAGCUUUUCUGCUAAUGUGUAUAAAAUGAUGGUUUAUGAACGCUUUAGAGAAAAGUGCAUUUGUUGAUGCUACAGUUAGUGCCUCUGUUGGGUACUGUUAGAGUGCUUUAGCUUUGUUUUCGUCCUUAAAGUUAGAUUUUGACAGAUUUGUUCAUUCUCUUUUCAAUUCAAUGUUCAGUUUGUUUUAUAUUUACAGUCUAAUGGUAUUGUUUGUGUC
Quercus robur (English oak) is the source of this 1636-nucleotide messenger RNA. Its product is annotated as plasmodesmata-located protein 6. Bases 207 to 1103 code for a protein of 298 amino acids. Lineage: Eukaryota; Viridiplantae; Streptophyta; Magnoliopsida; Fagales; Fagaceae. The record is from RefSeq and is a predicted model, not a curated record. The transcript is spliced from 3 exons. Gene Ontology annotation, cellular component: plasmodesma.